UCAUUCAAUUCAAUGUAAAAAAAAUACAGUUUUGAUAAGAAAUAAAAGAGUGUGAUUGAACCCUAAAAUCAUUUUGCAAACUCAGAGUAGCAAUCGCAGAGAGCGAUGGAUCAUUACACUUCUCCUGGAGGAAGCUGGACCAUGAUCCCAACCCACAAUUCCAAUACCCAAUCCCAAUCUCAACCCAAUCAGGACCCAAAUCUCUAUCUCCAUCAACAGCAACAACAGUUUCUCCAUCAACAACAACAACAAACUUUUCAGCAACCACAAACACCUCAAUCUCAAUCCCAAUUUCAACAACAACAGCAACAGCAGCAGCAGCAGCUUUAUCAGCAACAGCAGCGCCUUCUCCAACAGCAACAACAGCAGCAGCAGCAGAGCAUUCAUCAAUCGCUUGCCUCUCACUACCAACUCUUACAUUUGGUGGAGAAUUUGGCUGAGGUUGUCGAUCAUGGAACCCCAGAUCAGCAAUCAGAAGCAUUGAUCACUGAAUUGACCAACCGCUUUGAGAAGUGCCAGCAGCUGUUGAACUCAAUCUCUGGCUCCAUUAGCACCAAGGCCAUGACGGUUGAGGGACAGAAGAAGAAGCUAGAGGAAAGCGAGCAAUUGCUAAAUCAGCGCAGAGACUUGAUUGCCGAUUACAAGAAAUCUGUGGAGGAGCUUGUUAGGUCUGAGCCAUAACAGCCUGUUAUUUUUCAGAUAGAUCUUGGUGUAGAUAUGGAAUCCAAACUAUUCAGUUCCCAGAGAACCUCUUAGCACUGAACUACCUUGGAGAUUAAAGCUUAUGCUACGGAUUUAAAAUUCGACAGAUAUUCUGCAAGUUACUUAUCUUGUUUUGGCUCCUGGGUGUUGUUGAGCUUGAUAUAUCCAUGAAACAAGGUCAAGGAGUACAAAGCAAAAUUUCCUGACUGAGUGUCUUUCUAUUCACUUCUGUUGGCUGUAUUGGAGAGGCAGGGCAUUAUAGAAUGAUUAGUUUGGUAAUUUGUAGGAAUACAAUGUAACUGGUAUAAUGGUUAGCUCAUGCUCUGUACUUUUCUAAUGUUGGAUAAGGACUUGCCAGUAGUGGAUUUCAGAAUUUUCUUUUAUAGAAUAUAAACUAAAUAAGAAAAUCAUAAUUUAAUGGAUGCGAGGCACAUGUAAAUUUGCUGUU
Molecule: messenger RNA, 1150 nt
Organism: Lotus japonicus
Lineage: Eukaryota; Viridiplantae; Streptophyta; Magnoliopsida; Fabales; Fabaceae
Product: mediator of RNA polymerase II transcription subunit 9
Exons: 5
Coding region: 106-681 (191 amino acids)
Cellular component (GO): mediator complex
Source: RefSeq, a predicted model, not a curated record